AUGGAGAGAAUUAAUAAGGCAUCUGGAAAAGGUUGUUAUGCCCACUGGUUAACACACUGGUGGCCACGAGAUACCCCACUUAACGAACCUGACGGUAUGUUAUCUAUUGGUGCUUUCUUGUGUUUAUGGCUGUCCAGGGACGUGUUUGAAGACAUCGGAACUUUGUUAAAUCCAUUCGAUCGUAAACCAAAAUUUGUUAUUUGGUUACAGAACUUUGAUCCAUCAAGCAUUGAUGGUCUUCAAUUUUCUGCUGCUGGGCAGACGAUUUCUGACUUAAGUGUUGAAGAAGAGAAUGAUUUGUACCGAAGCAAGCAAAGAGGUUUCUUGGAGUUGGACUUGGUAUUGGGAAAGUGGGUUGAGGAAAAUAUCUUCUCAAUGGAUGAAUGUGGUAUUAAAUCACUUGUUCAUGUUCUUGACAUGGAGAACCCAAGUCCGUGGAAGUGGCUCACUAACCAGGAACAACCACCCGACGCUGUGAAUAACAAUUCAGCAUUCUCUGCUCUUCGUGAGAAGGUCAUGGGAAACCUGGAAAAUCAUGCUUCCCCUGGGACACGAGCAACACCUGGGCAACCAUGGGUAAGAGGAUGGGAUGAUUUGAAAAGAGGGAGAGGCAACCCCAUAUCUGGAAAUCAGUAA
Molecule: messenger RNA, 636 nt
Organism: Papaver somniferum (opium poppy)
Lineage: Eukaryota; Viridiplantae; Streptophyta; Magnoliopsida; Ranunculales; Papaveraceae
Product: succinate dehydrogenase assembly factor 2, mitochondrial-like
Exons: 6
Coding region: 1-636 (211 amino acids)
Biological process (GO): mitochondrial electron transport, succinate to ubiquinone; mitochondrial respiratory chain complex II assembly; protein-FAD linkage
Cellular component (GO): mitochondrion
Source: RefSeq, a predicted model, not a curated record